This is a messenger RNA of Aspergillus sclerotioniger CBS 115572, 2334 nucleotides long. RefSeq names its product OPT family oligopeptide transporter. Gene Ontology annotation, molecular function: oligopeptide transmembrane transporter activity. The transcript has 8 exons. Gene Ontology annotation, biological process: transmembrane transport. Lineage: Eukaryota; Fungi; Ascomycota; Eurotiomycetes; Eurotiales; Aspergillaceae. Bases 1 to 2334 code for a protein of 777 amino acids. The record is from RefSeq and is a predicted model, not a curated record.
AUGUCCCCAAGUUUGACCGACUCGCCCAUUGAGGGCGACGGCAUCUUGGUCUCGAACCAGAAUGCCGUCGACGAAAAGUCCGCCGUCACGGUGCUGGCUAACAAAGACGAGACCAAGGUCAGCGGGGACGAGCUCAGCGGCGAAGACGACCGCAACAGUGAGGAUGUCAUUAUCGUCAAUGGUGCGGAUGCGGCCCUUCACCUGCUGCCACUGAGGGAUGACUUUGACAAUGCCUUAACCUUUCGGAGUAUCCUCCUGGCUUCCGGUUUGGCGUGUUUCCAGGCGGUCAUGAACCAGAUUUACAUGUUUAAACCAACUGCUGUCAACAUUCAGGGAACCUUCAUCGUCCUCAUCGCCUAUUUUUGUGGCAAUGCCUGGGCUAAAUUCCUCCCUCGCGGCGAUAAAUUCGAGGCUCGGUGGAGGGCCAAAGGCGGCGAGGGCAAACUCCCUUGGUCAAUCACACUCAUCAAGCUCCUCAACCCUGGACCAUGGUCUCUGAAGGAGCACUCGAUUUGCGCUAUCACGGCCACAUCGGCCUCGAAUGCUUCAGCCUCUUCGCAAGUAUUUGCGGCGCAGAAUCUGUUCUACAAUAUGCCCUUUAGCGCAGUCACGGUCAUCCUCAGCACCAUCUCCAUCGGUCUGUUUGGCUACGGUCUCUGCGGUAUUAUGCGUCCCAUCGCGGUCUGGCACGUGGAGUCCGUCUACUGGUACACUUUGCCUACUGUCAAGACUCUCCAGGGUCUUCAUUGGCAGGAAGUCAAGAACUCGAAGCCUCUCCGAUACUUCUGGUAUGCCUUCACUGGCAUGUCGCUAUAUGAGAUCAUUCCGGCCUAUGUUUUCCCAUGGCUAAACUCUGUCUCGAUCCCGUGUCUGGCUGCCCAGAAGGCCACGGGUCUUACGGGCCAAACCCUCACCUAUAUCUUCGGUGGAGCCACUACCAACGAGGGCAUGGGUUUAUUCUCUCUCAGCUUCGACUGGCAAUAUAUUACCUCCUUCCAAACCUCCCUUCCUCUCAAGCUGCAGCUUCAUCAAGCCAUCGGCAUCGGUGUCUGCUUCAUCGUGAUGUCGGGAAUCUAUUGGGGCAACGGCUGGAAUGCGAAGUCCCUUCCAUUCAUGUCGACAGAGCUUCUCAUGGCAAACGGUACCUCGUACCCGCUUACGUCCGUCUUUCCCAACGGUGUUCUCGAUAAAUCUGCGUUGGCCGAGUACGGUGUCCCCAGAUUGACGGGCACGUUUGCGUAUGCCAUGCUCAUGGCAAAUGCGGCCAUUGGUGCCUUGAUCAUGCACUGCAUCCUCUUUUGGGGUAAUGACAUUAUGGAGGCCUAUAGGAGCGCGAAACAAGGCCGAUACGAUGACCGGCAUCACCAGCACAUGGCCAAGCACUACAAGGAAGCACCUUGGUGGUGGUAUAUUGCAGUGCUUGUCAUCAGCUUCAUCUUUGGUCUCGUUGUGGUCCUCAAGGAGAACAUCAGCCUUCCAGCCUGGGCGUACAUUGUCUCCCUGGUUAUCGGGAUUAUUAUCGCACCCUUCAGUACCAUUCUCUUCGCUCGCUACGGCAACGGUAUUGCCACCAACAACCUGUCGAAGAUGUUGGCAGGUCUCAUGCUUCCCGGUCGGCCCGUCGGCAACAUGUACUUUGCUGCAUGGUCGCACAACGUCAUCUCCAACGCAGUCAACCUGUCCAAUGACCUGAAGAUGGGCGAAUACCUCAAAAUCCCCCCUCGCGUUAUGUUCUUAACUCAGAUAUACGGUACCAUCCUCGGUGGCUUCAUCAACUACGCCAUCAUGAUUUCAAUCGUGUCGGGUAACAAGGCCCUGCUGGCCAACGGCAACGGAGACUCAUCCUGGAGUGGUGCGACCAUGCAAUCCUACAACACCAACGCCGCCUCAUGGGCCCUCGCUUCCUACCUAUACAAAGCCGGCACCCCGUAUGCCAUGGUACCCGUCGGUCUAGCAAUCGGUGCCGGUGCCGUCAUCGUUCAUCGCCUUUUCUACCAGUUCAUUCCCAAGAUCGGCCGUUUCGAUAUCUCCGAAAUCAACAUGCCCCAAUUCAUUCAGUACGCCGGCUACAUCCCCUACAACCAGUCCCAAACCUGCAUCCUCUUCAGCUGGAUCAUCGCCGGUUUCUACGUCCAAUACUACCUCCGUAAUUGGCACCCCCGCAUCUUCAAGGAUUACUCUUACCUCAUCACUGGUGCCUUUGAUGGUGCUAGUCUGACGGUCAUUUUCAUCCUGUCGUUUGCUGUGUUCGGCGCUGCGGGAUCAGCGCAUAAUAUGCCGAAUUGGUGGGGAAACAACGCCAAUGGAAACUAUGAUUGGUGCCCGACUUCGUAG